AUAAAACAACGCCGAUGUCGAUCAUUGGACAGACUCCGUGCCACAUAACAGUCUGAGCCAUCGUCCUGUUCGUCCGCGGCGGUUUUGUGCUCCUCGAAGAGUGUUUUCAUUAAGGUUUCCUUUUCAUAGAUUCACGCGAACAGUUAGAUGAGUGGAAAGCAUAAAACAAUCCAGAAAUAAUCUUGGAUAACAAGGAUAAAUUUAUAUUCCUUGCUUCCAGUAAGGCAAAAAGUGUUUGUGUGUGAUUUAUGGCAUUUUUUUCAACGAAAAGUGAAAAACAAAAAUCUGACAACAGACAAGCAAGGCGUCGUAACACAGUACCAUUCCAUUGAUAAAGAAUCGCAAGAAUCAAAAAAAAAUUGUGUACAUCCCUGCGUUUGACCAACUGAUAUAUAAUUGUUCCUGUGUAUUGUACGAGAAGCUUCGCUACUGUUGGUCCCGCUCAGUACAGCACAAUCCGAGGAAGGAAUCAUAAGAAGAUGAACAUCCUGGUAAUAUCGUUCCUGGCCCUGGCAUCACUGUCCACCUUUCCCACGCAGACACUCGGAGCGGCAGCAUCAGCAGCAGCCGCCGAUGUGACCGGUCCGAAGAAAUCGCUAGCGGCCGCCGAAGCAGCCCUGCCCAUCAACGACAAUGGUCUGAAGGAGAUCUGGCAGGAGGACGACCGCGAAGUGCUGAUCCGAAACGAACGGGGCACCAAAAACGGCGGAAGUGCCGGCGCCUCGGGUAAGAAAGACCGCAAAAAAGACAAACUCAACUCCAACUCCUCAUCAUCAUCAUCUUCAACUACAUCACCAUCAUCCUCCUCGGCCUCGUCCACCCUCCAGAAACUCAAACAACAAAACACAAAAUCUAAAUCCGACAACACUAAACAGCAGGCGCAGAAUUCGCAAUGCCGAUACACCAAGGGACCAUGGACCGAGUGCGACGCCAAGUCCAACACUCGCUCCCGGGAGCUGUCGCUGAAGAAGGGUGAACCGUCAUGCGUGCAGACCCGCACCAUCCAGAAGAAGUGCAAAAAAGCAUGCCGUUACGACAAAGGAGCCUGGUCCGAGUGUGCCCCCAAUGGACAGAUGUCCCGUACCGAUAGUCUGAAGUCGAGCAGCGAUGCCACCUGCCAGUCGCCGCGAGUAGUCAACAAGAACUGCAAUCAGGGCAAGUCGAAAGACAAACAGAACAAACCGGCCAAAACCGAGAAGAAAGAGAAAGCUCGCAAAUGGAGGCGAAAAUUCGUGAAGCUGUACAAUAAGGCCGGCAAAGAGAAUAUGGUAGCACAACGAUAGGCCUCCGCAAGAAUCGCCAGUAAGAUGCAGUAUGUGCGUUUCUUUUAAUAAAUCAUCGUCACCUUCAUACCAACCACACAAACACACACAUACACACGCAAUCAUCGUUCAACUUCCACACAACAAAAUCAUGCGGCAAAACUAGUGCUCGGAAUCGCACGGACAACGUUUCGCCCGAGAGUUGCCCAAAUUAGCAUCUUCCAUUUAAACACAACAGCUUCAGGAGGCAAACUCAAUACAAAUAGAGACUAAGCUGCUACAGCAGGAAAUGUUGCGAGUCAACGAAAUCAAAUAUCUGUGAGAUCUUAAGAUGCACAGCGAAACACACAAUAUACGAAAACACACGAACACCUAUACACAAUAUAUGACAUGCUCAGCUCAUAAACAUAAACACACCCACAGAAUCGAAAUGACAACAAGUUGCGAACGCAAACUUGCACGGUUCAAUACAGCCAGAACUCACAUUCAUAUAUUCGUUUUAAAAAUUGACAUUUGUAAAGUAAGUAAACUUAAACAAGUUUAUUAAGUUGAAUUAAAAAGAAUAAAAAACGAUUGAGAAAGGAGCCGAACAUAACUUACGUGUUGAAUAAAACUAAUUAUAGCUAUUGAACAGAAAAGUGAAGCGGAGUCAGACCCCAUUUGUAUAACAAAAAAUAACAGGAAGCAGAACCGCAUUCGCAGAAAAAAAAACUGUGGAUCUGUAGGAAGGAGUUGAAUAAAUUCGAUAAACUUAUCGAAGAGCAAAUCAACGACAAAAAUGAAUUUGAAACAAGCCGUAAUCAAAGUUAAAACUGAACAAAAAAAAUAACAGGAAAUUUUCUGCUGAAAGCGAGCCAACCCUAAAAAUGCUAUUCUUGAGCCAGAUAUACAAAACAGCAAGAAGACGAGCCAUUUCUCAAAUUGAUUCCAUUACCUAAUUAGAGUAGACGAUGCUAAGCCAAGUUAUAGAGAAAUUGUAAAAUUUUACUAUAGUAAUGUGUAUAUCCAAUAUCCAAAGCACCCGAUAUUUAGAACCAGCCAUUUUUCAUGUUCGAUUCGUAGACCCUCUUUUUGGUUGGCCAAACAUAACUAUAUAAAAGUAGAUCCAAAUUUAAAAUAGCAAACGAAACAGCGAAAUCAAAACAAUUUACUGAUCAAAAUAGCGAAAGUUUCAUUCAAUCCCAAUCCCGUCGACAAAUAGCUCUUGUAUGUUUGAUGUUCAGCGUUAAAAUUUAAUUAUUUCACCAUUAAACUACAAAUGACCUUACUAACAUAGCAAACACAAAACAGAAAUUGAGGUGUAAAUCUGUGUUUUCGAGUUCGAAGAAGGCUAAAAAAGAGCUAAAAAAGAUAAAAGGAUUCAUGGAUUACGUGUUUUAGAUAAACAAAUAAACGGAAUAAAGAGAUACACUCGAGCGUACAAGACGAAGUCGGAAAGUUGGUUCUGAAGCCCGAAUAUUGCCGAACGGAUCGAAAAUAAAAACCGGUGGAAAAGCAUAAAGCCGUAGCAGAGAAGGGUUGACGGAAAUCUGGAAACAACUAGAUAAAUAUUUAUAGACAGGAGGAAUAAAGAAGCAGACAACAUAUACAAAUAUUCUAAGUAUUAUUAUUACUGUAAAAAAAACAUGUCUCAUUCUAAACAAUAGAAAUGGAGAAGCAAACGUGAAACCAAAAAUUAUUACGAAAAAUUCGACGAAUAUGUGCUCUCUGUUCAAAAUAUUUCCGCAGGUUCAUUACCUGCAUUACCUUGAAAGUAUUUUGAGUUUUGCUUGUGCUUUUGUGUUUCAGCAGAAAACGGAAAUAUUCCACCUUCAUGUGCUAUGACAUCUCCACUUUUCGACCGUUCGAUACUUCGAGGAGUAUACAUACUGUUCCAUACAUUGAUUUUGAUUCUGCUCAUUAUUAAAAGCAUAUACAAUAACUGUAGAUUUAAAAUAUCAAAUUUCUUAAUAAAACAUAUUCUUUUGUGAUAUGUUGUAA
This is a messenger RNA of Topomyia yanbarensis, 3242 nucleotides long. RefSeq names its product protein FAM133A (gene miple1). NCBI's taxonomy places the organism in Eukaryota, Metazoa, Arthropoda, Insecta, Diptera, Culicidae. Gene Ontology annotation, molecular function: heparin binding; growth factor activity. Gene Ontology annotation, biological process: mesoderm morphogenesis. Bases 480 to 1283 code for a protein of 267 amino acids. The transcript is spliced from 8 exons. The record is from RefSeq and is a predicted model, not a curated record. Gene Ontology annotation, cellular component: extracellular region.